Molecule: messenger RNA, 690 nt
Organism: Calidris pugnax (ruff)
Lineage: Eukaryota; Metazoa; Chordata; Aves; Charadriiformes; Scolopacidae
Gene: REG4
Product: regenerating family member 4
Exons: 6
Coding region: 93-572 (159 amino acids)
Source: RefSeq, a predicted model, not a curated record
CAGCUCCUCUCCUUUCUUCUCCCAGUGACCCACGAGAAGCCGUUACUCCUCCCAGUCCCUGGACAGAGGGGACACAUCCAGAAGCAAGGAAGAUGGUGUCAGCAGCUGGACUUGCUCUCCUGUUGCUGGGCUGUGUGGGGCUCCUGUGGCCGGCUGGUGCCCGGCACAUAGACUACUGCCCCAAGGGCUGGUCCUACUACAAAUUCAGCUGCUUCAGGUACUUCAGUGACCCCCAGACCUGGGACGAAGCUGAGAGGCAGUGCCAGGCCAGCCAUGCCAGUGCCCACCUGGCCUGGGUGGAGGAGCCCCGGGAGGCAGCCACCUUGCAGAAGGUCAUCUCCUACUACCAGCGUGCACAGCCCGUCUGGGUCGGCCUCCACUACAGACAUGAGAGCCAAACCUGGCAGUGGGCAAGUGGGCACAAGUACAGCAUCAACAGUGGGCUGACGGGGAACGGUGCUCAAGGGGGGACCUGCGGCGUGUUGACCCAUCUCAGCAGCUUCACCGUGUGGUCCAGCGCUGACUGUGCCCAGCAGCACCACUACAUCUGCAAGUUUAUCCCCUCACAUUGAGCCUGGCCCGCGGGGGAUCCCAUGGAGGACCCCAUGCUGGCGGUGUUCCUUCCUUGCCACCCCUGCUUCUCUCUCCCCAACUCCUAAAAAUACAUCUAUAAAAAACCCAAGCAUGUCA